AUGGGCAUGCUGGGAGAGUUUGGUAUACGAACGAAAAAAUUUCAAACAAACGGAUUGCAGCUCACUGAUAGGAAGGGAGAGAGAGAAAAAGCAUUCCGCUGUUCAUCGAUAGACGAAGCUCUCUCUUUAUCAUCUCGUGCCAGAUGUAACAAAGGAUGAGUCCUUUUUCCUUCUCGCGAACCACGGGAGCGCCUAA
Molecule: messenger RNA, 196 nt
Organism: Durio zibethinus
Lineage: Eukaryota; Viridiplantae; Streptophyta; Magnoliopsida; Malvales; Malvaceae
Source: RefSeq, a predicted model, not a curated record